AUGGCGCCAGAUCAAAAGAUUCUCUCCAUCUUUUUCGUAUUGUUAACUUGCUUUAUUCUGCUAGUCAAUUCUAAGCCAGCAGUAGAGAAUGAAAGAAUAAAGCCAAAUCAUUCUGCAAAUCAAAGCUUUGAAAUAACGAACACGAAUAGUAGCGGUAAUAAUCCAACUCCAUUCAACCAGAAGCAAUCCUCUCGAAGAUAUAGACAGAAUGAUCCAAUAUUUAAAUUUCAGUUUUCAAAUCUAUGGGGUAAUGAUAAUACGGCAAAAAGUCGCUUUCCGUUAAUAUGCUUCUUCCUUCUCAUGAUAUUGGCAUUGGCAUUUUCAAUAUUUAGAAAUCGCCUACUGGUAGCUGAUUUCAUUUCAGAAGUUCGAAGUCGAGGAAUUCGCCACUAUUUGUCGCAAAAUACUGGUUAUACUAGAUUAGAUUCAAGUGUACAUUUGCAAAAGGCAAUUUAA
Trichoplax adhaerens is the source of this 456-nucleotide messenger RNA. RefSeq lists its product as uncharacterized. Bases 1 to 456 code for a protein of 151 amino acids. The record is from RefSeq and is a predicted model, not a curated record. The transcript has 3 exons. NCBI's taxonomy places the organism in Eukaryota, Metazoa, Placozoa, Uniplacotomia, Trichoplacea, Trichoplacidae.